AUGGCGACUACAAAUAUCGAGACAACAGAAACAGUGACAACAUCAAAUAUUGAAUUGAGUGAAAAGAAAGAUGAUGGGUUAACCGUAAACAAAGAUAAGAAAAGAACGCGCUUCAGAAGUCCAGUCAGAAAUAUCUUCAAGUCAAAAACUGAAGAUGACAAACCCUCACCGUAUCAUCGCCUAGAAGAAGAAAAGCAAUAUUCUGAUUUACAAUUUCAAGAGCCACAGGUCAAAGUACCUAUUUUUGCUAUUGUUCUAGCUGUUGUGCUCUUUCUUAUCGGUUCUGUGAUGAUUACCUUAGGGGCGUUAAUGUUAACUGGUCGCAUAGAAACACAAUAUAGUGAUCGUACGUGGCCAUUAAUACUUAUUGGAACAUUAGUUUUUCUGCCUGGUUUUUAUCAUUUACGUAUUGCUUAUUGGGCUUGGAAGGGAGACCGAGAUUUCUCGUUUGCUGAUAUACCAGAUCUUGAUUGGUUCUGA
Messenger RNA from Rotaria socialis, 480 nucleotides. The record is from the annotation of a GenBank genome assembly. NCBI's taxonomy places the organism in Eukaryota, Metazoa, Rotifera, Eurotatoria, Philodinida, Philodinidae.